GAAUAAUCAAAAAAUACCGUUUACAUUUCUGGUCGGCAGUCCUCAUGAGUCCCUAACAGAAUCAGCUUUUCGUUCAACAAUGAAAUAUAUGGAGGAAGUUGAUCCCAAGCACAUCUCAGGUUUUGUGGAUUAUUGUCUUCGUAAUGCAGCCUUAUCAAACGAUGAGACCAAUCUCUUUCAAUUAAUACGUGCAACUGUAUCACCACCGUACAAUAUGGAGUUGUCAGAAGUUUGUAUCCUACCUACUCUUCAAGUAUUAUGCAAUCGUUUAGAACAGUGUAAAACGUUGCCUGAAGAUGUACUACAAGCAACGGGGUCAUUAGUUCAAGUUUACAAUUCAUCAUUGAACAACAAAGCAACGAACUGA
Molecule: messenger RNA, 367 nt
Organism: Heterobilharzia americana
Lineage: Eukaryota; Metazoa; Platyhelminthes; Trematoda; Strigeidida; Schistosomatidae
Source: the annotation of a GenBank genome assembly